Messenger RNA from Vespula vulgaris, 4569 nucleotides. Its product is annotated as pescadillo homolog. Gene Ontology annotation, molecular function: RNA binding. NCBI's taxonomy places the organism in Eukaryota, Metazoa, Arthropoda, Insecta, Hymenoptera, Vespidae. The transcript has 8 exons. The coding region runs from base 136 to 1932 and encodes 598 amino acids. Gene Ontology annotation, biological process: ribosome biogenesis; maturation of LSU-rRNA from tricistronic rRNA transcript (SSU-rRNA, 5.8S rRNA, LSU-rRNA). The record is from RefSeq and is a predicted model, not a curated record. Gene Ontology annotation, cellular component: PeBoW complex; nucleolus.
UAGGUGUUACAGUUUCAUUAAAGUUCUCCGCUUGCAUACACGUGCUGAUAGUUCUGUCGACAUAUGUAAUUAAUAUUGGUGUUUCUGUGUUAUAUAUUAAUUAAUAUAUAUUAACAAAGAAGUCCGAAGAACAAAAUGGUUGUAAUAGGCAAGAAAAAGUAUCAAUCGGGAGAAGGUGCACAAUUUAUGACCAGGAAAUCUGCGUUAAAGAAAUUACAACUUUCUUUAAAUGAAUUUCGAAAAUUAUGUAUAUUAAAAGGAAUUUAUCCAAGGGAGCCUCGUAAUCGUAAAAGAGCACAAAAAGGUCAAGUUGGAAUAAAAACACUAUAUCAUAAAAAAGAUAUUCAAUUCUUAAUGCAUGAACCUAUUAUAUGGAAAUUAAGGGAUUAUAAAAUAUUUAAUAGAAAAGUAGGAAGGGCAAGAGCAAUGAGAGAUUUUGCAGAAAUGAAAAGAUAUUUAAGUAAACAUCCUACUUUGAAAUUAGAUCAUAUUGUUAAAGAACGUUAUCCAACAUUCAUUGAUGCCUUAAGAGAUCUAGAUGAUUGUUUAACUUUAUGUUUCUUGUUCAGUACUUUUCCAUCCUUAGCUCACAUACCACGUGAUCAAUCAUCUUUAUGCAGGAGGCUAACUAUUGAAUUUUUACAUUAUGUAGUAGCAGCAAAAGCUUUAAGAAAAGUUUUUAUAUCUAUAAAAGGUUAUUAUUAUCAAGCUGAAAUUAAAGGUCAGACAAUUACUUGGAUUGUUCCACAUCAUUUUUCUUUUGAGCCACAAGAGAAAAGAGAAGUUGAUUUCAAGGUUAUGUCUAUAUUUGUGGAAUUCUAUAUCGUAAUGCUUGGCUUUGUAAAUUAUAGGCUUUAUCAUACUCUUAAUUUGUUUUAUCCUCCACAAUUUAAUAAUACUGUACCAUGUGAAAAGAAUCUUGUAGAUGAAGAAGCAUUUGUAUCAGAAAGAAUAAGUGCAUUGAAUGUACCUCUUCUAGCAUUAGAUCCUACUAUACAAAAUGUAGAUGAUGAAGAAAUGGAAAUAGAUCAAUUCUCUAAGGAUGCUGAUGCACAGCAACUGGAAGCUGCUAAAUUAGAGGCAGAAAAAAUAAAAAAAUUGAAAACAUUAUUUAAAGGUUUGAAGUUUUUCUUAAACAGAGAAGUUCCAAGAGAACCAUUAGUUUUUAUUUUACGUUCCUUUGGAGGAGAAGUUUCUUGGGAUAAACUGUUGUUUGUUGGUGCAACUUUUGAUGAAAAUGACGAAACAAUCACACAUCAAAUUGUAGACAGACCUAGUAUGGAUAAACAAUUCUUAUCUAGAUAUUAUGUACAGCCACAAUGGGUAUUCGACUCAGUAAAUGCAAGAGAAUUAUUGCCUGUAGAAAAAUAUUUAAUGGGUGCUAUUCUUCCACCACACUUGUCUCCAUUCUCUGAGAGCCGAUUAGAUCAAACAUACAUUCCACCGGAGGAACGUGCGUUGAUGGAUCCUGAAUAUAAACUCAGAAAUGUAGAAGAUGGAGAAUCGUCUUCUGAAGAUGAAGAAGAUGAAGAUAAACUGGAAAAUGAAACAGGAGAUAUGGAAGAAGAUAAUGAAGAAGAAGAAGAAGAAGAAGAAGAAGAAGAAGAUGAUGAUGAUAUUGAGAUAUCAGAUGGAGAGAAAGAAAAAGAACGUGAACGAAUGCAAAAGAAAAAGGCAAUGAAAGUGAAAGCAGGUGAAGUAACGAAGGAAGACCCCUACGAAAAGGAACGUCAAGAUAAACAAGAAUAUCGAUUGAGAGAAAAAAUGAUCAAAAAGAAACAUCGAAAUUUGUAUAAGAGUAUGAUGCAAGGUCGUAGGGAGAGAGCGAAAGAAAUCUGGUUACUGCGGAAAAAGAGGCGACUUCAUGACAAUGCUGAGAAAGAAAAACACAAGGAAACUCGUAAAUUACGAAGAAGUAAUCUUACUGAAUAAAAGAAAAAAAAAAAGAAAAGGAGAAACAAAAGAUCGUUUCUAUGCUUUCCUAAUUCUUAUACUAAUACAUUCCAAUGCUAGAUCACUUAUACAAUCACUUUCUCGAUCAGCAUAUAUACAGUUAUAUAUUACAGAAAGAAAGAGAAAGAUGUCUUCGAUCCAGUCCUCCCACUAAAAGCGCACCCACGCAUCCAACAAUUCUGAUCUUUGCUGUUUCCAUCGAAGGACUUUGAAGGCCAGACUUCCUACACUCUUUAACCCACGCCUUCUCCUCACACGUACAUUCAUUAAUACACAUAUAUAAUAUAUUUGUAGUGUGUCUUAUAGCGACGAUGAUAUCAUCGAACAUAAAGAUUUCUACACUAGUACAUUGAUCUUGAAAAGCAGAUUUCUUUUUUAUAUUAUUAUUAUUAUUAUUAUUAUUAUUAUUACUUUUUUUUUGUUUUGUGAAUAAUUCAGUAUUCUUUUAGCCCGACUUCUUUUUCUUCUUAAAUAUCGUGUAUUUUACAUAACAUGUAUUUUAUAUUAAUUGAUUCGAUAAUAUUCCAACGAUCAAUUUCAUUGUAAUCAAAUAGAAAGACGACUGUAACGAGUAUGAAGAAAUUGAUUGUAGAGAGUUGAUUUUACGGCGCUAAUUCAACUAUAUAAUUUGGUAGAUGUAUGUGUAUGUAUCCAUGCGAGAUCCUGUGUAUCCAUGCAUGUGUAGGACUAUACUUGUGGCACGAUGUGUGCAUAUUGGAUGCUUACGUCAUCCUUGCUAUUCCUGUUCCAGCUCAUCUUCGCCGAGUAUCCUUAAAUAUCUUUGUCCCUCCGAAUGCUCACAACCGGCUGGUAACACCCUAAUUUUCUUGUCGAGUUCUGCUGCUGAAUAGCAGACCUUGAAGAUCUUAUACUAACAUUAUAUGCAUUUAUGUUUAUUUUGGCUUUAGUUUUCUCUAACUUUUACAUUAUCACAAGUACAAUUGCUGUUUUAUUUUCUUUAAUGAUUUUAUUGUCAUUAUUAUACAAUCUUUAUAUUUUAUAGUUUUACGUUUUUCGAAAUUUUUAUUUGAAGUAUUUCUUUUGCAAAGAAUUAUCGAUUUUUAUUUUUAAAUGUGGUGAUGUAUGUACGUGGGCAGUAUGCGGGUAUUGGACUACCCACGUAGAUGGUCGUUAUGUGUUUCAGAUUGUAAAAUCUUCUUACUUAUGAAUUAUAAACAAAUUUCUCUUUUGCACGAAUUGAAUAACUGAGUAUGCUCGCGUAAUGAGAUUUCAAUUAAAUUCGGUUGAAUGAUCUCGUCAUCGAUAAGUUCAAAGAACUUUAAAUAUGACUUAACGUAUCGCACCAUGCAAGACACGUCUUGAUCGAAUGAAAUCUUACUCUUGAUAAAGACAAACGAGGGAUAACUCGUUUGGGACGAACGGGUCACUGUCUUCGAUACAUUCAUAGUAAGUACUACGGUGACUUGAACGCAUGGUAAGGAACUAUUACUUCACUCAACAUCGUUCAAAAUCUUAAAAGUAUACCGUAAUCAUUACAUUUUUUCUCUUAAGAAACUUGACAAAAUUCUGAGAUUAAUUAUAAUUAAAUUAAAUUAUUUUAUUUAUAUUUCUUUCUUAAAUUAAUUAAUAAAUUUACAAUGUCGUUAACUGCAUUAUAUGUUAAUAUGUUUUAAAAGAUACAAGCUCAUAAUGCAAGUUUAUCUUUUAUUACUCCUUGAACGAUCCUUCCGAAGAUUUCUUCCUUCUUUUUCUAAAAAAAAGAAAAAGAAUGAAGAAAAAACUAGUAGUAGUAAUAAUAAUAAGAUAAAGUCUUAAUUAAAACCUUAGUACAUUAAAUAUGAAGAAGUUAUUCGUCGAAGUUAGACAGUAAUAAAGAUAUUUAAUCUUAAAUAUUGUCAUUACUGGCCAAUCAGCGACACGGCAUCGAUGGCGACGCUUGCACCCAUGGGCAACCUGCUUGGGUGUAUACACGAUACCAAGGUCAGCCGAGGGACUUAUCUGUGUGAACCAUACUUUCGCCUAUAGCCUAGCCAUUUUUGACGUCAAACGUCCUGAAAAUGAAGUUGUCUUUACGAACAUUAUUUUAAUCAGUAUGUACAAAUCUCACUAAAGGAAUUUCUGAAUAUUGAAAUAUAGUCAAUAAUAUGAAUAGACUUUAUUCUCUUCUCAGAAGAGAUAACUGUUAUCAUAUAAAAUAACUAGCUAUAAUAUUCGAUAAUAUAUAAAACGUUUCUUAAUUUUGAAACUUGCUAGAAAACCGCAAAUUGCUAUGAAGAUAUCUUGCAUAUCGAGUCUUUUAAAAUUUUUUUAAACUUGAUCGUGCAAUUGAUCCGAUCGUUCUGCUGAGGCAUCGAAGUUAUCCGGAGUUGGCGAAGCGGAUGACGCAUCGUUGAAAAGAAUACGAAAUGAACGUGUGUCUCGCGGACCCGUUACCUAUACUAUGCUACGAUAUAGACAGACACUAGAAAGCAAAUAUAUUAUAUAUAUAUAUAUAUAAUAUAUAAUAUAAUACAUCGAGAGGGUAUCUUCGUGCAGAAUUGCAUUUGACCAAGCAUGGAAGAGAAUGAAAAUUGAUUUCAAACGAUCAUCACUAUACACUACAUUAGGAGAUUUUAUUAUUUCCUGGAGUUCGAAUAAAAUCGAUUUGUUAACAAA